Messenger RNA from Rotaria sp. Silwood1, 3195 nucleotides. NCBI's taxonomy places the organism in Eukaryota, Metazoa, Rotifera, Eurotatoria, Philodinida, Philodinidae. The record is from the annotation of a GenBank genome assembly.
AUGCCUCGGCGUCCAUUUCGACAACGGCGGCAAUCAAUUCAUCCAUCAAACGAAGAUGAUACUAAUAAUAAUGAUAAUAGAUUAACAAAUCAAAAUACUUUAUCAACUGAGCCACCAAUCACAAUCAGAAAUAAUCCAUUGACAGCAACGGUUUCAGCACCUGACAUGUCUUCAAAUUUAUCAUCAAUACAAUCAAUGCCAUUAGCCAAUAAUGAAGAUGAUAGAAAUCGUCCCAAUGUUACAACAAGUCAGCUAAUGACAAAUAAAAUAACAGUAAACCCAAAUGUAUCACCUCUUAGAAAUCCUCAUUCAAUAAUUGCGAAAUUAACUGAUGCAAGAAAAUCUUUAUUUGGAAAAACAAAUGCACCUGAUCCUUUUUUUUCAUCAGCAGAGGAAAAUAAAGCAUUAUUAAGUUAUAUUUUAUCUGAACCACAUCCAAGCUUAGAUACAAUACAAGAAUAUGAAAAGAAUGGAGCACAAUUAAAUGCUAUAACUGAUGAGGGAAAUACGGCUUUGCAUUUACUUGCACGAGCAGAAAUACAUUCAAAAGAUUGUAUUAAUAUUGUGGAUUAUUUAACAAGAAAAGGUUGUGAUCCAAACAGACAGAAUGAUUAUGGAUGGACAGCAGCUCAUUAUGCAUUAACAACACGAAAUAAUGAUUUAACUAUAUAUUUACUCAAAGUCAUGGUUGAUGUUAAUUUAUCAACAUUCGAUGCACAUAAUGGAUAUCCAAGUCAAACUCAACUUCUUCAUAUUGCAGCGCGAAAUAAUGAUAGUGUUUUUAUACGUCUUUUAAUAAAAACUUAUAGAGCACGUGUAAAUGUUUUUGAUGAAGAUGGUUGUACACCAUUACACAUAUGUUGUUAUGAAAAUAAUAUUGAUGCAUUAAAAGCUUUACUUGAAAAUGAUGCUGAUUUUCAGAAAGGUACACGUUUAAAUUCGCAAGAAACACCAAUAACUAUAUGUGUUAAAUAUCAACAUGAUCUAUGUUUAAAAGUUCUAUUUGAAUUAACAAUGAAUUUUAAUUGGAAACGUUAUUUUUCACAAUUACCACGUUCACCGUUAUUAUGUGAUUUUCCAACUAUAUAUGCUAUUGAAUUACUUGUUGCACAUUCACUUGAUAUAGAUGCAUGUGAUGAACGUGGUAAUACAUUUUUACAUUAUUUAGUUAAUAAAAAAGAUAUUGAUUAUGAGAAAUAUAUCGAAAAAUUAGUUGCAGUAUCAGCUGAUUUUAAUCGACAAAAUCGUCUUGGACGUACACCAUUUCUUGAAGCACUUGAACAAAAAAAUUUUCAAUUGAUUGCUGCGUUUUUUCGUCAUAUUGAAUUAACAAAUAUAAAUGUUGUUGAUUCACUAUCAAAUACAGCAUUACAUUAUUGUAAAUAUUUAGACGAUAAUGUUAUUUAUGACACGGUUUUACAAUCAAAUCCAUUAUCAUUAAAUGCACAAAAUCGUGAUGGACAAACAGCAUUACAUGAUGCUAUAGUAUUUGAUAAUUAUCCAUUUGCACAAUAUCUUCUUCAACAUGGUGCUGAUCUUAGUUUAGCAAAUAAAGAUGGAAAUACACCAUUACAUUUAGCUGCAAGAGAUGAUAAUACAAAAAUGUGUAGAUUAUUAAUGAAAUAUCCACACCUUGAUUUAAUUGCAGUUAAUAAAAUGGGCAAAACAGCAUUACAUUUAGCUUGUGCUAAUGAAAAACCUAAUGUUGCUGCUAUAUUAAUUAAUAAGAUGAAAACUGAACAAAUGAAUUUAUUAGAUAUACAAGGAUGCACACCAUUACAUGAAUGUGCAGAUAAUAUAAAUGGUUCAUUAGCUAAAUAUUUAAUUCGUCAUGGUGCAGAUGGAAAUUCGAAAGAUCUAAGACAUAAUACUCCUUUACAUUUAGCAACAGAAAAAGGUAAUAUUGAACUAGUACAAACAUUAAUCAAAUCAUCAAAUAUUGAUAUAAAUCUAUUAAAUACUGAUAUUCAAUCACCACUUGGUUUAGCAAUCUUAUAUAAUCAUGAUGAUGUUGGUAAAUUUUUACUUAGUCAAGAAAAUAUUCGUGUACAAUUAACUGAUUUAAAAAUGGCUAUACAAAUGAAUAAUUAUGAAAUGAUUAAAUUAUUAAUUGAAAAAGAUCGUAAUUGUUUACGUGUACGUUCAUCAGCACAUGGUGAUAUGAUUAUACAUAUAUUUAUGAGAAAAGAUUUCAAUAAUUUAAUUUGUCUUGAAACGUUACUUUCAUUUAUAUCUGAUAAUGAAUUAUUAGCAUAUUUAUCCGAAAGUAGUUUAGCUUAUGGUGAUAAUUUACUUCAUAUUGCAGCUCGUGAAGAUACACCAAAUGCUCUAACAUGUUUUCUUAAUUUGUCUCGUGUUAAAUUUUGGUUUUGGGCUAAUAUGAUGUUAUCAAAAAAUAAUGAAAAUAAAACACCAAUGGAAUUAGCAAAUAAAUUUCGACAUUAUGCUGUUAUUAAAUUAAUUAAUUAUAAAUGGAAAGAAUCCUAUGAAUAUUUAUCACAUUCAUUACGUGAUGGUCAUUGUGGUGUAUCACUAACUGGUGUUACACAAGCUAAACGACAAUGUUUUAAUUGUGAACAAACAGGUUUAAUUGAAUUAACAUCUGGACAAAGUAUACGACCAUGUGCUAAAUGCAAUGUUUGCUUAUAUAAAUCACUUGAUAAUAGUAUGCAAAUAUUUUUAGCAUUAUUAUUCAGUGAUGAAUCAAGUACUAUUGCACUUGAUAUCAUGGAUUCAUUAAUUGUUGUUAAUGAAGUACAAAAAGCUAUUCAUCUUUAUCUUGAUCAUAUUGAACCAUGGGAAGAAUUUGAUAAAAUUAAUUUAAGUGAAUCAUCAAAUCUUAAUCAAUUAGUAUUUGCUACUGAUAGUCGAAUGCGAAAUGUAAACAAUCGUUCUAAAGAAACAGCUUCAACCGUACCAUUCGUACAAAUUAAUUCUGGUGCAUCAUUAUCAUCAGUUGCUACAAAUAUAUCAAUAGGUCCAUCUACAAAUAUUAAUCCUUUUUUAAAUCCACCUGGACCAUCUCUUACUAAUAUAUCAGAAUCAACAACAAAUUCUGCAUAUGUUCCUCCCACGCCGGGUAUAACGAAAUCUCGACCUGAUGGCACACAUUAUCGUCCAAUAACACCAUUAGAAGCUAUUUUUUAUCAUGAACGUCUUGACUUAAUAACUCAUCCACUUAUUAAGGGUAGUUGA